CUCGGUGCAGUCAGCCACCACCACCAUCCUGCAACCUCUGCGCCAUCUCCAUCGCCGCUUCACCAUGUCUGCGUCCCGACCGACCUUGCGUAUCCGGGGUGCGGAUGACAUGCACCACCACUUGCGUGACGGUGCGGCCCUCGCGCUCACGGUGCCCCAAGCGGCUGCUCAGUUCCGCAGGGCAAUCGCCAUGCCCAACCUUGUGCCCCCGGUCACGACUACCGCCUUGGCCAUUGCGUAUCGCGAGCGCAUUCUCAAGCACGUGCCUGCGGGUCGUUCGUUUGAACCGUUGAUGACUCUGUACAUGACGGACGGCACGACCCCCGCGAUCAUCCGCGAGGCGAAAGCGUCCGGCGUGGUGUUCGCCGUCAAGUACUACCCUGCGGGAGCAACAACCAACUCGGAUUCUGGUGUGACCAAGAUCGAGAAUAUUUACCCCGCGCUGGAAGCAAUGGCGGAAGUCGGGAUGCCGCUUCUCGUGCACGGAGAAGUGACCGACCAGACCGUUGACAUCUUCGAUCGCGAGGCCGUGUUCAUUCACACUGUGCUCGUCCCCUUGAUCGCUCGCUUCCCCGCGUUGAAGAUCGUCAUGGAACACAUCACGACGGCAGACGCGGUCGCGUUUGUAGCACAGGCGCCGGCCAACGUAGCCGCCACCAUUACGUGCCACCAUCUCCUAUACAACCGCAACGCCAUCUUUCAAGGCGGCCUGCGACCGCAUAAGUACUGCCUCCCUGUGCUCAAGCGCGAAACCCACCGCCAGGCGUUGCUCGAGGCGGUUAAGAGCGGCAACCCCAAGUUUUUCUUGGGAACAGACAGCGCGCCGCACAUUGUGGACAAGAAGCACUCGAGCUGCGGAUGCGCGGGGAUCCACACGGCCCAUGCCGCGCUGGAACUGUACGCGGAAGCGUUUGAAGCCGUGGGCAGCUUGGAUAAGUUUGAAGCCUUUUGCAGCGUGCAUGGUGCGACCUUCUACGACCUUCCUCUCAAUGAAGGCCCGCCCGUGGAACUCGUCCCGACGACGUGGACCGUGCCCGCAUCGUACCCGUUCGAAUCGAGCCAAGUCGUGCCACUCCGCGCCGGGGAGACCAUUUCGUGGAAGAAACUAGACAACUAGAGGGGCUACCAUGCCGCCAGGCUGCGGAAACCUGCACGUUUUGCAGCAGAGGUGUCCACUAAACAUCUACCACAGCAGCACUUGUUGCGGUGGGCAUUGGAUUGCACCCACAGGAUGCGGGCAGUUUGCUUUCGGCGUCUUUCAUAUCAAAGAAGGGAGUUUUGUGAUGGACAAACUGCGACGUCGAACUCAA
Aphanomyces invadans is the source of this 1310-nucleotide messenger RNA. RefSeq names its product dihydroorotase, homodimeric type. The transcript is spliced from 5 exons. Gene Ontology annotation, cellular component: cytoplasm. The record is from RefSeq and is a predicted model, not a curated record. The coding region runs from base 65 to 1117 and encodes 350 amino acids. Lineage: Eukaryota; Oomycota; Saprolegniomycetes; Saprolegniales; Verrucalvaceae. Gene Ontology annotation, molecular function: dihydroorotase activity. Gene Ontology annotation, biological process: 'de novo' pyrimidine nucleobase biosynthetic process; pyrimidine nucleotide biosynthetic process.